Messenger RNA from Grosmannia clavigera kw1407, 2889 nucleotides. RefSeq names its product protein-tyrosine phosphatase. Gene Ontology annotation, biological process: negative regulation of MAPK cascade; protein dephosphorylation. The record is from RefSeq and is a predicted model, not a curated record. Gene Ontology annotation, molecular function: protein tyrosine/threonine phosphatase activity; MAP kinase tyrosine/serine/threonine phosphatase activity. The transcript has a single exon. Lineage: Eukaryota; Fungi; Ascomycota; Sordariomycetes; Ophiostomatales; Ophiostomataceae. Gene Ontology annotation, cellular component: cytosol; cytoplasm; nucleus. The coding region runs from base 1 to 2889 and encodes 962 amino acids.
AUGCCUUCUGCCGCCGCACGACGAAUGUACGAGGACCAGAUACCGUCCUUCAUGUCCGUCUUCGAUCUUGGCAGCGACGCUCUUGACGACCAAAACGCUGUCACCGUUGUCGACGACAAGAUAAUCGGCUUUGCUGGUGCCAGUUUUGAUGGCAAGCUGACCAGCCACUCUGGUCAGCAGCAGUCUUCCUCCUUUCAGGAGUCCCCUUCCAUCUCCUGCGACCCGUCGCAUCGCCACCACGACAGCACAUCCACCCAGAUGUCCGGCUCUGCCGAUUCAUCUCCGACCACUACCAUGUCUUGCACCGACUCCUCGUCGCUCUCCGACCCGUCGCCGUCAUCCUCUCCUGACUCACCCGUAAACCUGAUUCCGCUGGCUUCCUUUUCGAGUCCCACUUUCGGCGGACUGCCUGGCAUGACGGUGCUGGCCUCGAGCGGCGGCAGUCGCAUCCAGGAACGUCCGGUGACUUCGCCGUCGCCGCGUCGCCGGAACAUGAAGGGUCUCUCGAUCCAGCCGCCAUUCAUGUCUCCCUCCCUGUCGUCCCCGGUGCUGUCGGAGCCCUCGUCGCCCUCAUUCAUAAAACCGCAGAUUCCUGCCAUGAAGCGGAAGCCAAGCCAGCUGAGCUUGAAGACGAGCAGCAACGACCUGGUCAAGUCUACGACACUAGAAAUGCCCCAGUCGCCCUCAUUGACAAUGCCACCAAUCCUUCAGCGACGCGCAUUGAAGCACUCCACGUCGUCGCCGCACAUGCUGUCAUUUAUCAAGUCGGCCACCUUUGGUCCGGCUGGCGGCAUGACCGUCCCGACCGUGCUUGAGCGCAACGAAUCCGGCCUAUCAGAGUUCCUGCGACCCAGUCGGCCAGGCGCAUCAUCCACUGGUUAUGACUCCACCAUUCUGGAGCAGGACUCGCCAAUAAAAACGCAGAUCGCGAACCGCGCUGCUUACGAGUUCGAGCCGUACCACGAACAGGAGAAUAACGAGGACCAGAAGACGCCUGGCUAUCCAGAUGGCCCCAUUGCCAUCUACGGCGACAAUGUUUUCCUGUACCUCGAGCCGACGGCGGAAGAGGCCUCGCGGUUUGACGUUGUCAUCAACGUGGCUCGCGAAGUCCGCAACCCGUUCAAAGCCGGAGCGGUGAAAAAGGCCGGCAAGCCGCCCAGCCAACAGGAACAGCAGCUGCCGCCCAAGAGGGGCUCCAUCUCCGUCCUAGAGCCCAUCCUGGAGCCGGAGGCUGAGGCGGAAGUACAACCACUGCCAUUACAACCACCCCAGUUUACAUACGCCCAAGUCAAUAUUACGCCAGCAACACCAAAGGCGUCUCAGCAGCUGGAAGAGCCCGAGUACAUCCACAUCCCGUGGGACCACAACACGGAUAUCGGAGCGGAUUUGAUGCGGCUCUGCGAAAUGAUUGAGAGCAAGACCAAGGAUGGAAAGAAGGUGCUGAUCCACUGCCAACAGGGCGCCAGCCGUUCUGCCAGUCUCAUUAUUGCGUACGGCAUCUACCAAAACCCGGAGCUGAGCGUCAACGACGCCUACUAUGCGGCCCAGUCCAAGAGCAAGUGGAUCAGCCCCAACAUGCGGCUCAUGUACUGCCUGCAGGACUUCCAGAAGGACAUCUACAAGAAGCGGAUAACGCCGAACUCCACUCUGCGGCCUCGGUCUGGCCGGAGUCCGACAAGGCACCGGAACUCUCUCUCCGUUGAUGCGAUUGAGAUUGCCCCGAAGGAGCCGCUCUCGGCGCCACUACCGGCCGAAGAGAGCAGCACCGCCGGCUCGUCGUUCUUGCAUCCGGGACGGAGUCCCAUGCGACUACGGGGGAACUCGACACCCAGCAGCCGGGAGGCCAUAUCUCCCGGUCCAGCAUCUGCGCCAUCGAGCUUCAACUGGGCCGAGAAGGAGGACGAGAAUGACCGACAGAGGUUUGGCCGGUUUCCAAACGAUGCCCCGACCAUUGCCGCAACGAUGGAGCCGUCGUUCGGGUCGACCUUUGCGGCGCCCUUUGCUCCGUCUUUCGUGCCGUCUUUCCCGCCAAGUUAUGCUUCGACAAGUUUGGCGCCGGCUCCAACCGACGUUCCAACCCUCACGAGACCGCCAACGCGCAAGGCUCGGGCGCCUCCCAGUCUGGGAUUCGGACUGAUGGCUGCUCCGGGAUCUACGUCCAAGCCGCCGCCGUCUCCCGGCUUCGCCGCCCACCGAUUUGGGAAGUUUCCUGGGAUCGACCCCAGCAGAAGCCGGAGCAGUAGCAGCAGCAGCAACAAUAGCAGCCGCAGCCACAACCACGGCCACGGCCACAAUCACAAUCCCAGCAUCAGCAGUAUCAGCGAGCACGAAAACAUAAUGUUCAGUAAACCGAAUGCUCUGGUUCUGCCCGAGCUGCCCGAGUUUUCGCUGUUUAGCCCUGGUCUUCCACCAGCAGGAUUCGGCGAGAGCCUCGGCAUGGAGGACAUGAUGUUCCGGCCGCCGCCAUCGCCGAUGUUUCCGCCCCACAGCACAGGACAGGAGCUACCAGUCAUGUCAAUUGACAGGCCAGCCAUGUUUUUGGAACGACCAGCGGUGUCGUUGGAGCAGCCGGUCAGCGAAAAGGACUUGCCGGUGCUGCCGCAGAUUCCAGCGGAAGACUAUCCGCCGGAAGACGACGCGCUGAUGUCCCCCCGUGCCGAGACGAUGACAAACAACCCGCUGCACGAGCCGUUCUCCGAGAUGACGGGCCUGCGGUUUGUCGAGGUGCCGCCGACUCCGGGCGAGGACGAGCUCUUGUCACCGCGCGAGACCAUGUUCUCGCGCAACUCGUUCAUCCCAUUCGGCCGGCCUGCUCAGGUGGCCGAUCCACGCAGUCCGCCAACCAAGGGCGAAAUGCCCAUUGUCAGGUCGAUUGACGACCUGCUAUGA